Eruca vesicaria subsp. sativa (arugula) is the source of this 640-nucleotide messenger RNA. The record is from the annotation of a GenBank genome assembly. NCBI's taxonomy places the organism in Eukaryota, Viridiplantae, Streptophyta, Magnoliopsida, Brassicales, Brassicaceae.
AAAAGUAGUACUGUCUUCUGCUUUCAUCUUUACAAUAAUCUCUUUAAACUUCUGUCAUAUCCAGAAGUUUCAAUCUUGUUUAAGCUAAAAAACAUGAAGAAGUUUCUCCGCACGUUAGUGUUUGCCCUCGUCCUAGUCUUCGCCGCGUGUUCUUUGGUCGUUAACUGCAUCCGCACGCCGCCACUAAGCACUGCGGUCAAUGGCGGAGCGAAUAUAAACUCUGAGAUGGGACGAACUCAGACGCACCACAAGGAAAACAAAGAAAAAAAAGGGGUAGAAAUGGAAAUGUAUCCAACAGGAUCGAGUUUGCCGGAUUGUUCGUACGCAUGUGGCGCAUGCUCGCCGUGUAAACGCGUGAUGAUUAGCUUUCAGUGCUCCGUCGCCGAAUCAUGCAGCGUCAUCUAUAGAUGCACGUGCCGAGGAAGAUACUAUCACGUCCCAUCUAGGGCUUGAAUCUCUACCGUUUAUUUUCUGUAUGUUGAAAAUAUCAGUUUUGGCGGAUAGCGACAAAACUAUCUAGAAAUAUUUUUGUACAAUUUUGUUGGAAACUUUUAGUUACGCUAUGGGCCCUCCUACAAUUAAUAUUGGGCUUUGUAAGGUUUUUUCGUACAUGACCGAAUCAACACAGAUAACAAAGUCA